Molecule: messenger RNA, 1475 nt
Organism: Impatiens glandulifera
Lineage: Eukaryota; Viridiplantae; Streptophyta; Magnoliopsida; Ericales; Balsaminaceae
Product: ranBP2-type zinc finger protein At1g67325-like
Exons: 10
Coding region: 157-1002 (281 amino acids)
Source: RefSeq, a predicted model, not a curated record
GGAAAGGAGAUAACCAUCGUUGUUCUUCUAUAUUUUCGUUUCCAGCGAUCCAACUUUAUCUAUCUGUUCGAUCGAAAACCUAAACAGCCGAAUCAAAAUCUAUAAUUCGUAGAUAUCUCUCUCUCUAUCUUUCAACAAAAUAUCAGCUCUUUCGCCAUGUCUCAGGUUGAUAAUAGGAAUUCCUCUGCAACUAAGCGAGCUAGGACUGAUGGUGGACGCAGGGAAGAUGACUGGACCUGUCCCAGCUGUGGGAAUGUCAAUUUCUCAUUUAGGACAACAUGCAAUAUGCGCAAUUGCACCCAGUCUAGGCCAGCUGACCACAACUUAAAAUCUGCGGCUAAGCCUAUGCAAGCUCCACACUUCUCUCCGUCGAGUCCUUAUGCAGGAAUUGGUGCAGCUCCUUCAAUGUAUGUGGGUGUGCCACCUUAUGGAUCUUCAAUGUACACUGGUUCUCCACUGCCUCUUUAUGAUAUUCCCUUUGCUGGAGGUUCAGCAUAUCCUUACAACUACGGAGAUCGUUUUUCUGGAGGCAGCCCCUAUAGGCCUUUGCCUUUAUCGGGGCCCUCACUGUACUCUAGGGGUUCCAUGAUUGCAAAUGGUGGGAUGUAUGGACUACCACCUCUGAUAGAUCGAUAUAGCCUGGGUAUGCCCAUGGGCCCUGUUGGAAUGGGUCCAAGGCCUUUACUUUAUCCAGAUGAUAUGCAUCAUAAGAAAGAUGCUACCCGUGAUAAUGACUGGGAAUGUCCCAAGUGUGGCAAUGUGAACUUCUCUUUUAGAACUGUUUGUAAUAUGAGGAAGUGCAAUACUGCAAAGCCUGGAUCUCAGGCUGCUAAAUCUGAUAGAAAUUCUAAACAGAAGAUGCCUGAGGGAAGCUGGAAAUGUGACAAAUGCAAUAAUAUCAAUUUUCCUUUUAGAACCAAAUGUAACAGACAGAACUGUGGUGCUGAGAGAGCCUCUGAGGAAAAGGAAUCUCUUUCAGGAAGUGAUGGAAAUGGCCAGUGAGUACUAGGAAUGUUUGGGGGGUUCAGAAGGUUCAGGUCUGUCGUCCAGCAUUGCUCAGUAAGGUUGUCAAAGUCAGUAAAGUCGCAGCGGUUGUCCAGUAAUCCAUCUUCUCGUUAUUUGUGUCCAGUUGUUUCAACUUGAAUGGUGUUUGGUCUAUGUGAACUAUUGUUUUGAUGCAGUGUGUCUAACCAGGUGUCUGUCUGGCUAGAUGUUUCAGUAGGUUCUUGAAUGGUAUCUGUUUUAGAGUCUAUUUUACUUGAUCAUUUGUUUUUCGUGGGUUCUGGGUCCAGUCUUAGAAUACAAGGUCUAUCAUCUAUUCUGCAUUUUUGGUCUUAAACCUUAAUUAGGACAUCUUUGUGAAAACUUCUUUCAUUUUUGAUUGUUUAUAUUAUGUAGACUGUAACAAAUAAAUGUCUAAGUAAGGGUUUAGUGCUGGUCCAUUAAGUGAACAACAACAAUCUUUACCUUGUCUU